CUCUAUAAAACCCCCACCUCCUAUCCGUCCAACGAAUCCCAACGAUACCUAAACAAAACCAACUCAGGUCGCCUCUCUCCUCUAAGCUGCUGAUCAGCGUCACCAGGUAGAGCUAGCUGGGCAGAGAGCUCCUCGAUCGAAGCUAGCUAGCUAGCAACAAGUAAGCUAGUGAUCGAUGGGGAGGUCGCCGUGCUGCGACGGGGAGGCCGGCGUGAAGAAGGGCCCGUGGACGCCGGAGGAGGACAAGCUGCUGGUGGACUACAUCCAGGAGAAGGGACACGGCAGCUGGCGGCGACUUCCCAAGCUCGCCGGCCUCAACCGCUGCGGCAAGAGCUGCCGCCUCCGCUGGACAAACUACCUCCGCCCCGACAUCAAGCGCGGCCGAUUCACCGACGACGAGGAGAAGCUCAUCAUCCACCUCCACUCCAUCCUCGGCAACAAGUGGUCGUCCAUCGCGACGAAGCUGCCGGGGAGGACGGACAACGAGAUCAAGAACUACUGGAACACCCACCUGCGCAAGAAGCUGCUCGGCAUGGGCAUCGACCCCGUCACGCACCGCCCGCGCACCGACCUCAGCCUCCUCGCCGGGCUCCCCGGCCUCCUCGCCGCCGCCGGUAAUAACUUUGGCGGCGCGGGCGCUUGGGACAUGAACGCUCUCAGGCUCCAGGCCGACGCCGCAAAGUUCCAGCUGCUCCAGGGACUGGUACGCGCUCUCGCCACCGCUGCCGCGCCAGCGCCUGCGCCCACGGCCGCCGCCGGCAUGGACAACCUCAUGGCACUCCUCGCCGCGAGCGGCAACUCGGGGCAGCACGGAACCGGCGUUGACCAGAGCCUGCUGCUCCAGCAGUGCCAGUGGGACGGCCUGCUCAACCUGCCGGCGCUCACGAGCUCUGCGCCAACGAGCAGCAUGCAGAUCAGCGGGCUGUUCAACAGCUUUGGCGCCAGUGCCGGUUGCGGCCAGGCGGGUGAUGGGUUGAGCUCAACGGAGCUCGGGGGCCACGGCGGGGCGAGCGGGAGCAACGUGACGGACGCGGUGGCGCCGCGCCAAAUGGUGGCGAUGGACCAAGAGUGCAACAAUAAUGCCGGAGGCGGCGGGGUGUCGUGCGAGGAGACGCCGGCGUCGAGCCCCUUCGACGGGCUGGACAGCCUGAACCUGAUGGUGGAUGACAUCAACACGGAUGGUAGUUGGAAGGAUUUGCUAGACCAAAUGUCAUGGUUGAACCCAACUGAGCUGUGAUGACUAGCUAUAUAAGGAAAAUGAAGAAUGCACAAAUAAUACGGAGACAAUUAAUUGUUGGAUUGGAUGCACUGUUCGAUUGACAUCGAAUUGAUGUGAAGUUUGUUUGAUGAUAGGGAAAAGGGUGGUUUGGUCCACACUUUUAGUCAUGUACAAAAAAGAACAAAGGGGACAUACAUAUGUACACACUCACUACAAUUAGUGUUCAUUUUUGUUGAUUUAGUUCUUUUGUUGUUUCCUUUUUUGGAGUUUACAAGGAGGGAUUAUAUAUAUAUGUAAUAAUUAGCUGGUGACAUAAACUGAAAGGACCUUCUUUUUUUCCAGACAGCAAAGUGUAUGUGACUGUGACUAUUCACCAUGUUUACUUCUUCCAUGACACAUGAUUUAAUUAGUAUCGACUUCCCUUGC
This is a messenger RNA of Lolium perenne, 1645 nucleotides long. RefSeq lists its product as uncharacterized. The record is from RefSeq and is a predicted model, not a curated record. Lineage: Eukaryota; Viridiplantae; Streptophyta; Magnoliopsida; Poales; Poaceae.